GAAAAACUGCUGCUGCCACUAAAAUGACAUCAUGUUGUUUCUUUUGGGAGGAUUCUGAAGGCUUCUCAAAAAUACGACACAGUGGCUGACUGCGUGGGCUAUAAUUCACUGGAAGGAGCUGUUGUGCUAGGAAAGUGGAGUAACUGUGCAUCUCUCUCUUCUCUAUUUCUUGGGAAGUUUUGUGUGUUGUCAGGAUUAAGCCAACACUGAAAUCUGGGAUGGGCCUCAGGGGCAAACACUCCCUUGUUUCUUCUGACACUGGAAUUUGUCUACAGUCAAUCAACUGAGGCACCUGCUACUCAUCAACUUUUGGUUUUUUCCCUGCCUGAACAAGGUUAUAUUUUCCCUCGCUUCAUCUCCUUUUAUUUUUUUUUGUUCCUUGACUGAUUAAUUUUCUCCUGGCUGUGGAAAAAAGAGCCCUUCUGAUGUUGAUUUAAAUAAUGUCGAAACCAAUGGGACUUCUAUGGCUGCCUUUGAUCUUCACCCCAGUCUGUGUCAUGUUGAAUUCUAACUUCCUCCUGUGGAUAACGGCACUGGCUAUAAGAUUUACUCUCAUUGAUGGCCAAGCACAAUAUCCAGUUGUUACCACAAAUUAUGGCAAAAUACGUGGUUUAAGAACACCUUUGCCCAACGAAAUCCUGGGUCCAGUGGAGCAGUAUCUGGGUGUUCCUUAUGCCUCCCCUCCAACUGGAGAAAGGCGAUUUCAGCCCCCGGAGCCACCAUCUUCUUGGACCGGUGUCCGUAACGCCACACAGUUUGCUGCCGUUUGCCCUCAGUACCUGGAUGAGAGGUCCCUGCUCAAUGAUAUGCUGCCAGUCUGGUUUACAGCCAAUUUGGAUACUGUGGUGACCUACGUUCAAGACCAAAAUGAAGACUGCCUAUAUCUGAAUAUCUAUGUGCCCACAGAGGAUGGAGCCAACACAAAGAAAAGCGCAGAUGAUAUAACCAGUAAUGAUCGUGGUGAAGAUGAAGACAUUCAUGAUCAGAACAGCAAGAAACCAGUUAUGGUCUAUAUCCAUGGUGGAUCUUACAUGGAGGGUACUGGCAACAUGAUUGAUGGGAGUAUUCUCGCGAGUUACGGAAAUGUCAUUGUUGUCACCCUCAAUUACAGGCUGGGGGUUUUAGGUUUUCUGAGUACUGGGGAUCAAGCUGCAAAAGGCAAUUAUGGACUGCUUGACCAAAUCCAGGCUUUGCGUUGGAUUGAAGAAAAUAUUGGAUCCUUUGGAGGCGACCCAAAAAGAGUUACUAUUUUUGGAUCUGGGGCAGGAGCUUCCUGCGUUAGUCUUCUGACACUGUCUCACUAUUCAGAAGGUUUGUUCCAAAAAGCAAUCAUACAGAGUGGAACAGCCCUGUCCAGCUGGGCAGUGAACUAUCAGCCUGCCAAGUACACUCGGAUAUUGGCAGAUAAAGUGGGCUGCGACAUGCUAGAUACCACUGAUUUGGUUGAAUGCCUUCGGAAUAAGAACUACAAAGAACUCAUUCAACAGACUAUCACUCCAGCCACAUACCACAUUGCCUUUGGGCCCGUGAUCGAUGGAGACGUGAUUCCAGACGACCCUCAGAUUCUCAUGGAGCAAGGGGAAUUCCUAAACUAUGAUAUAAUGCUGGGCGUCAAUCAAGGGGAAGGUUUAAAAUUUGUGGAUGGCAUUGUAGACAAUGAAGAUGGUGUUUCCCCCAAUGACUUUGACUUUUCUGUUUCCAAUUUCGUGGACAAUCUAUAUGGUUAUCCAGAAGGGAAAGAUACACUUCGAGAGACCAUUAAAUUCAUGUAUACUGACUGGGCAGACAAAGAAAACCCUGAAACAAGACGGAAGACCUUGGUAGCUCUUUUUACUGACCACCAGUGGGUUGCUCCUGCUGUGGCCACCGCUGAUCUACAUGCCCAGUACGGAUCUCCAACAUAUUUCUAUGCAUUUUAUCACCACUGCCAAAGUGAAAUGAAACCAAGCUGGGCUGAUUCAGCUCAUGGUGAUGAAGUCCCUUACGUGUUUGGCAUUCCCAUGAUUGGCCCCACAGAGCUGUUCAACUGCAACUUUUCCAAGAAUGACGUCAUGCUUAGUGCAGUAGUUAUGACAUACUGGNNNNGUUUUUAUUUUUGUAGAGAUCCAAACCAGCCUGUUCCACAGGAUACAAAAUUCAUCCACACAAAACCCAACCGCUUUGAAGAAGUGGCCUGGUCCAAAUACAAUCCUAAAGACCAGCUUUAUCUGCAUAUUGGCCUGAAACCCCGAGUUCGCGAUCACUACCGAGCAACAAAAGUCGCUUUCUGGUUGGAACUUGUACCACACCUUCACAACCUAAAUGAAAUAUUUCAGUAUGUUUCUACAACAACAAAAGUACCCCCUCCUGACAUGACAUCAUUUCCUUAUGUUACUCGACGUUCUCCUGGUAAAUUGUGGCCAGCCACCAAACGGCCAGCAAUGACACCAGCAAACAACCCCAAGCAUUCAAAGGACACCCAUAAAACAGCUCCAGAGGAUACCACAGUCCUGAUAGAAAACAAGCGAGAUUACUCAACGGAGCUGAGCGUCACCAUUGCUGUGGGGGCCUCCUUGCUGUUUCUCAACAUUUUAGCUUUCGCUGCAUUGUACUACAAGAAAGACAAGCGGCGUCACGAGACUCACCGGCGCCCAAGCCCCCAGAGGAACACAACCAACGAUAUUACGCACAUACAGAAUGAAGAGAUUAUGUCCUUGCAGAUGAAACAGCUGGAACACGACCACGAGUGUGAAUCGCUGCAGGCUCAUGACACGCUGAGACUCACCUGCCCACCCGACUACACACUGACGUUGAGAAGGUCCCCAGAUGACAUCCCGCUCAUGACGCCCAACACCAUAACCAUGAUUCCAAAUACAUUAACAGGCAUGCAGCCUUUGCAUACUUUCAACACCUUCAGUGGAGGACAAAACAGUACGAAUUUGCCCCAUGGACAUUCCACCACUAGGGUAUAGCUCGACCCUUCUCCCUUGUACUCUCACAAGCCACUUGGAAGAAAGAAAAAAAAAAAGAAGAAAAAAAAAAAGAAGAGGAUAAAGAAUAAUACCACCCAUAGAACACCUUGUGAAAAUAUAAAGUAAAAAGAGAAGGACAGUCAUUAUUUUCUUACUGAUCCUUCCCAUAGAAACACUCUGAUGUUAAAGAUCAACCACGAACCCUGUGAAAUGUGAAACGUGUACAUUGCUGUUGCGAUACUGCUUUAAGAUCUCCACCACUUUGAUUGAAAGUUGAGGCCAGAAGAAGUCAUUUAGAAUGGUAUUUUGAGUGUAACAAGCAAAGCAGAAUCUCCUGGAACACAGAGCCAGUGACUGUCCUUUUUUUUUUUUUUUUUUUUUAAUAAAUGAAAUAAAAAAAUAAGUUCUCUAUGUGCCAUAUCAUGAAUGGCCCUUGUUAAAACAAAGACAUCGCCAUGGGCUUUUACCCAGCAAUUGAAGCUGUAAUCCAGAAGGGGGAAAUAGGAUUUUAUUAUUAAAAACAAAAAAGAAAAAAAAAAAAAAAAGAGGAAGACUGACUAUGCAGUAAAAUACGUAUAGUUCUGUGCAAAGAGAUGACUUGCCAGCCUGAACUAUAUUUAAAGAAACUUUGUAAAAAUGUACAUAUCUGUGAGUUUAAAAACAAAAAAGAAGAAGCUUUUAUUGAUGUUUUCAGUUUGAAAAGAGCUUUUAGAAAGAUUGUGCAUUCAGUUGUGACCUAUGUGUAUAUACAUUAGUCAUAUCACCUCUGUUUCCUCCAGGCCCAGAGGAGGAUUUUCUUCUUAAUUAGUAGAGGUAAACAAAGACAUGCAGUUUUCUAACAUGUUUCAUUUACACCAGGCCAUGGCAUCAUGCAGAGGAUACAAUUGUCUGUGUGACCUGCAUAUUUCUCUUACAGGUUACACUAGUGCAUGUUAAAGCAUACAUAGAAGAUUGUUGUUCUUUUCUGAUUUUUUUUCCUAUAAUUUAAUUUGUGUUAGCCUUCAUGAAAUUGCAACACAGCAAUGGAUCAGAAAAUGGAAAAAAAAAAUACAAUUACUAUUUUAAGCUUGUUGAAUAGAACCAAGAAACGUCCAAUAAUAUGUAUUCAAAGAGUCCAGUUUGUAGUUCUUGAUUAUUGCGAUACAUUAGGAAGAGUUUUGUGCCCUGACAAAUGCAAAGAAAGCCUGCUUUUUGGUCAGCCUUUUCCAAGGAAAAAUAGCUCUAUAUUCACCAGCAGUUGCAGAAAAAUCUGCGCUGAGAAAGCUCCUUCUCAGCUUUACGAAGCAAGGG
Tinamus guttatus (white-throated tinamou) is the source of this 4241-nucleotide messenger RNA. Lineage: Eukaryota; Metazoa; Chordata; Aves; Tinamiformes; Tinamidae. The record is from RefSeq and is a predicted model, not a curated record.